Spirodela intermedia is the source of this 3955-nucleotide messenger RNA. The record is from the annotation of a GenBank genome assembly. Lineage: Eukaryota; Viridiplantae; Streptophyta; Magnoliopsida; Alismatales; Araceae.
AUGGCGUCCCCUGAAGGACCUGCGAUAGAAAUCGGGUUUUCGCCUACUUCAUCGCCGCCGCCGCCUGAACCCGUUGCGGCGGCUUCUCCGCCGGUGUCUUCUACCCCGCCACCGCCUGUUUCUGAUGGCGGUCCCUCUCCUGAAACUGCGUCCAGCCCGCCAGUUCCUUCCUCGUCGCCGGCGGCGGCGACUUCGCCACCAGUUGCCGCAGCGCCGCCAGUGGAGUCGCUGCCGGCGCCUUCUUCGGCCCCACCUUCGGCUUCUCUCCCGCCGCCGCCAUUGUUGACGCCAUCUCCCCCUGUAAUCGUUCCUCCGCCAGAUGGGUCGCCACCGCCACUCCUUGCGGAUCCUCCUGCGACAACUGCUCCGCCAUCCCAGCCGCCGCCUGCUGGGUCAUCGCCGUCUGCAUCACCUCCGCCAUUGCCGCCACCUUCUUCUCGCUCUUCGUCCCCUGUUUCUUCUCCAUCAACGCCUGACAAGCCCUCUUCUCCAACCCCUGCCCCCCCUUCUUCUCCGACUCCGGGGAAACCCUCUCCUAAAUCUCCGGCGAGCCCAUCUCCUCCAAGUCCCACAGACCCUUCAACUCCUCCGACUCCGGCGAACCCUUCUCCUCCAACUCUGGCGGAUCCUUCUCCUCCAACUCCGACGAACCCUUCUCCUCUAACCCCGGCGAAUCCUUCUCCUCCGACUCCAGCUGAUCCUUCUCCCCCAACUCCGGCGGAUCCUUCUCCAACUCCGAGGGACGCUUCUCCUCCAACUCCGAGGGACACUUCUCCUUCAACUCCGGCGGAUCCUUCUCCUCCAACUCAGGCUGAUCCUCCUCCUCCGUCUCAGUCCAACCCUUCUCCUCCAGCUCUGGCCAAGCAUCCACCGUCCCUAUCAUCAGCUACCCUUUCACCUCCUCCUCCAGAUCCCCAACAUUCUUCUACCCAAUCUCCAUGGCAAUCUUCCCCAAACCAGACUGAGCCCCUCCCUUCAGCUUAUCCGCCUGGGAGGCCAUAUUCUCCCUUGCCACCCCUCACCACCAGCAUUCCAACCCUUUCAGCCCCGCCUUCAACCUCUCCUGGUACCAAUGGCAGUUUCCCAAUGCUGCCAUUGAUAUCCUCGGCUCCAGCUGAUCCGACUCCUUCUAAAGACCCAAUUUCUACGCCAUUCGCUGGUUUGCCAGGAAACACUGUCUCCAUGGGAAGGGGAGGAGCUAAAUCCGGAACUGCUGCGGGAAUUGCUAUCAUAAUCACCCUUGUUGUUCUUGGUGUGGCUGGUGUUGUAGUGUGGUCUGUCAGGAAGUGGAGGAAGCAGUCUGCAACUGCUACAGGCUACGUGAGGCCUUCUCCAUUCGACUCAUCAAGAAUGUCAGGUACUCAAGCCUUGGUCUUUUUCCCUCUUUUUUCCUCUUUUUUUCUUUUUCAUCAGACAGAAGGGAAAAUAUCGGAGGAUCAUUUAAUGUAAUCACCCUCUGGCGAAUCUGGGUUUAAUCUCCCUCUCAAGUCGAUCGAAUUGAAUUCUUUCUUUGAAUGGGAUCUUCCUAUCAAGGAUUUUUCUUGGACAUUCCAGUUUAUCAUCUCUUUCAGCUAAUCCGAUUUGAUUCCUUCUUGGAAGCAUGAAACCAUUUAAUGCAUCAUUUUGUCGAAGAUUUUGACCACAUUCUUCUUUCAGAUACUCCAAUUUAAUCCCUUCUGCAAACAUAAUCUUCGUAUCCAAGAAGCCCAGCAGCUCGCAGAUCAUUUAUUCCAUCAUUUUGUUGGAAAUUUGAGUUGAUUAUUCUUGCAGCUAAUCCGUUUUAAUUCUGUCUCCGAAUAGAAUCUUCAUACCCGGGAAGCCCAACACCUCUGGUUAAGAAAAGAUUGGAAGGUCAUGGAUUCCAACGCUUGGUGUCAGACCACCUGGGCCAACCCAAGCCAUGGUUCUCGUACGAGGAGCUGUUGCAGGCCACCGAUGGUUUCUCCAGCCAGAACCUUCUGGGUGAAGGUGGGUUCGGCUCCGUCUAUAAGGGAUGGCUACCAGAUGGGAGAGCCGUCGCUGUAAAGCAGCUCAGGGUUGAGGGUGGUCGUGCUGAGCGGGAGUUUCAGGCCGAGGUUGAGAUCAUCAGCCGGGUGCAUCACCGCCACUUGGUCUCUCUUGUUGGGUGCUGCAUCUCUGAUAAUCUGAGACUACUGGUCUAUGAUUAUGUGCCGAAUAAUACCCUUCACUAUCAUCUUCAUGGUGGGUUUUUUUUUUUAAUUUUUAUAUUUUGAUCGUUCUAUUUUUAGGAUCAACUAAUUAUGUCAGGUUCAUCUUUCAAGAGCUUCAUUUGACUGAAUUGUUCAUCACCUGGUGAAUAUCAGGCAAGGGAAGGCCAGUUAUGGACUGGGCAACAAGGCUCAAGGUUGCUUUAGGGGCGGCUCGUGGGGUUGCUUACUUACAUGAGGAUUGUGAGUUCAUGAUCUCUCCAUUUUUUAAAAAUAAAAAUUAAAAAAUUAAAAAAUUAAAUCCAAAGGUUCUUGAAAUUCACGUGGUUUUAUGGACUUUUUCAGGCCACCCCCAGAUCAUCCACCGGGACAUAAAGUCCUCCAAUAUUUUACUGGAUAAUAACUUUGAAGCUCGGGUAAACUGGUUUUUUUUUCUUCUCAAAUGGGUAUAUUUGCAAAUCUUGAUUCCUCCAGAGACCUAAUUUUUUUGCCUUUGGAGGUUGCCAGGUGUCGGAUUUUGGACUCGCCAAGUUGGCUAUGGACACCUCCACGCAGCAUGUUACGUCCCGCCUCGUGGGUACAUUCGGGUGCGUGGAUCGAUGGUGACUUUAAAUUAUUCAAUUAAAUUAACAUUUGAAUACCCUCUUGGCAUCUUACAUCGGAUUAGCCUGGCAGAUAUUUGGCACCAGAAUACGUCUCAAGUGGAAAGUUGAGCUCCAAGUCAGAUGUUUUCUCUUUCGGUGUGGUGAUCUUGGAGCUCAUCACCGGCCGGGAACCAGUCGACUCCUCCCGACCUCUGGGCAAUGAGAGCCUCGUCGAAUGGGUAAGUAUCCAAGAACAAGCAGAUUAUACCAUCAAUCAACAUUACCAUGAGUAAAAUCGCAGAGAAAAAUCGGUGGAUAACUGGGGAUCACCCAGUUACCAUUGAGGAAUUCAUAUCUGAUUUCAGCAUAGAUUUUUGUUGUUCGGUAUUUAGGAUUCAUCAUUCAUCUAAUAUGAGCAUUAAUGCUUUCCGGGUGUUUAUCUUCUAAGGAUUAGAUUUUUAACGCAAUUAUAUUAUAACUCUACUUACGAGCAAUGGAGUUCCUGCAGGGAAAAAAGCAGUAAAUAAUCCCAAAAAUAAACAUACUGCUUUUGCCUUUGUUCUAGAAACGGAUGAUUUUCUUUGAAAUACCAUCCAAGAUGAACACACACACACACACACAUAUAUGAAUAAAAACAAAAUUUUAUUUUGCUGGCUCCUGAUUCUGCUUACUCAUCAUCCUUGAACUCAUAAAACGGGCUUUUUUGUGGGGGAUUUAUGUUUGCCUUUCAGGCCCGCCCACUUCUGGCCCGCUCCCUCGAGACCGGAGAACUCGGAGACCUGCCGGACCCAAGGCUUGAGAAGGGCUACAACCCAAGUGAAGCCCAGCGGAUGAUCGAGGUCGCCGCCUCCUGCAUCCGCCACUCUGCCCCCAUGCGGCCCCAUAUGGGACAGGUAGUGACUAGUUUUGGGUGUCUAUUUCUCAAUUUAAUAACAUAAAAUAAAACAAAAAGUUCAAUUUUCGUCUAGGAGAAGUCAGAAAUGUCUCAUUUUAUUUUUCUGGUUUCAUGGGUCGAGACAGAUUGUGAGGGCUCUGGAUGGUUCAGCUGAUCCCAUGGAGGAUCUGAGCAACGGCGUCAGGCCCGGGCAGAGUGAGCUCUUCGGCCCGUCCUGGCCGUCGGCAGAGAUCAGGCUGUUCCAGCAGAUGGCAUUCGGCGGGCAAGAUCACAGCGGUAGCUUCGGCCAGGCCCGGAGGGAUUUGUGA